Dacryopinax primogenitus is the source of this 1554-nucleotide messenger RNA. RefSeq lists its product as uncharacterized. The transcript is spliced from 8 exons. Lineage: Eukaryota; Fungi; Basidiomycota; Dacrymycetes; Dacrymycetales; Dacrymycetaceae. Gene Ontology annotation, molecular function: heme binding; L-lactate dehydrogenase (cytochrome) activity. Gene Ontology annotation, biological process: lactate metabolic process. The record is from RefSeq and is a predicted model, not a curated record. Bases 1 to 1554 code for a protein of 517 amino acids.
AUGCCCAUACCCGCGUUCGGAGCGGCCCUACCGCCCUCUCUUGGAGACGCUUUAACGCCAGACUUGCCUCUGAUAUCCUUGGCGGGCCAACAGCCACCCCACUUCGUGCCGGCGCUGCAGGCGUGGUGGGUGAUCUCCUUCGACGAGGUGCAGCGACAUAACACGAGGGAGGACUGCUGGGUCGUCAUCGAGGGACAGGUGUAUGACGUGACACGCUUUUUGGAGGACCACCCUGGGGGCAUUGCGAGUAUUCUGAGGAUGGCGGGCAGUGAUGCGACCGAUAUGUUCAAGCCUAUUCACCCACCAGGUACGCUGGACCUUCUGGAUCCAGUUAUGCACCUAGGUCCCAUCGACCUUGAGACACUUCCGAAGCUGGAGUUGUCCGAGCAGAAAAAGCUUGAGCUGGCGCGGAUCGAGGCUGCUCGGAAGGCGCUUCCUCCACCCGAUGCCGCCGUAAACCUCGCGGAUAUCGAGAAGCUCGCUAAGACGGUGUUGACCAAGACUGCAUGGGCGUACUAUCGGAGUGCGGGGGAUGACGAGUAUACCUACAGAGAAAAUAUUGCUUCAUUCGGACGCUUCUGGUUUCGACCUCGAGUGCUGAACAAAGUCUCCCAGAUUUCGAUGGAGACGACGCUCUUCGGAGGUAUAGCCUCCAGCAUACCCGUGUAUGUCUCCCCGUCUGCAAUGGCGCGCCUGGGUCAUCCGGAUGGAGAGAUGGAGAUUACACGCGCAUGCGCGAAGGAGGGGGUCAUACAAGGGGUCAGCGCGAACGCGAGUUGUAGUCUGGACGAGAUCAUGGGCGCUAAGGCGGAGGGGCAGGAGCUCAUUUACCAGCUGUACAUGAACCGCAGCCGCCAGAGAUCUCGCGAAAUUAUUGAGGCAGUCGAUAAGAUGGGCUUUAAAGGCAUUAUGUUGACUGUAGAUGCGCCGGUACCAGGCAAGCGAGAGAGGGACAUUCGAGCGCAGGGGGAAGACUUUCAAGGGCCGUCCGAAGGGAAAGCAGAGGGCAAGGGAGUCGCACAGUCCAUUUCGGGGUAUCAAGAUCCAGAUGUCAAUUGGGCCGAUAUCGCGUGGAUAAAGGGUAUAACGAAGCUCCCCUUGUACAUUAAAGGAAUCCAGUGCGUGGAGGAUGCUGAAAAAGCGUACGAACAUGGUGUAGAUGGGGUCAUUAUUUCCAAUCAUGGCGGGCGGCAACUCGACUUUGCUCCUGGCGCAAUGACAGUCCUAUACGAUCUGCACCAGCGUCGACCGGACCUGAUGCAGAAAAUGGACGUCUACAUAGAUGGAGGCAUCCGGCGAGGCACCGAUGUCCUGAAGGCACUUUGUCUGGGAGCCAAAGGUGUCGGCCUCGGGCGGCCAGUUCUGUACGGCAACGGCUGUUGGGGAGAACCGGGCGUGCGGCGGGUAUUCCAGAUUAUGCGGGAGGAAAUUGCCACUACCAUGCGUCUGCUUGGAGUAACGCGCCUUGAGGAUCUCCGGCCGGAGAUAAUUCGUUAUGUUGAUCGUGAUCCUGUUCCUGUUUGCGCUGGAGAGGAGUCUGGCAGAAUGAAGUGA